CUCACGUCCCAUCACCCCUCAGCUCAGCAGCCCGGGCCAGUGCCGCACUCGUCCUGCAGGAGGCGCUCGAGCAGAAGAGAGCGAUCCCUCUUUCCCUCCUCCACUUGAAUCAUCUCCCCCCAGUGCUGGAGAGAGAGGAGGAAGGGGAGUGAGAGAGAAUCCUGUGACAGAUCAGAGCGUGGAGGAACUUCACAACACUGAGGAGAGGAAGAGCAUCAGAGGUCCAAGCCGCCGCCGCCGCCGCCGCCGCUUCCUGCCUCCACACAGAAGGUACCGCGUGAGCGUGCACGGCUGCCGCCUCGUCCUGUGGAGGAGUUGUGCGUUCUCUCUCCAGAAGAACUUCCUGUCACAGCCGCCGAGCAAGGAUGCUGUCGGAGAAGGACAAGGAGCUGAUCCGGGGGAGCUGGGAGAGUCUGGGCAAGAACAAAGUUCCUCAUGGCGUCAUCAUGUUCUCCAGGCUGUUUGAGCUGGACCCCAACCUGCUGGGUCUCUUCAACUACAACACAAACUGUGGCUCCUCGCCGGAGUGUCUGUCCAGCCCUCAGUUCCUGGAACACGUGACCAAGGUGAUGCUGGUGAUCGACGCCGCCGUCAGCCACCUGGACGACCUGCACACUCUGGAGGACUUCCUGCUCAACCUGGGGAGGAAGCACCAGGCUGUGGGUGUCAGCACCCAGUCCUUCGCUGUGGUGGGCGAGUCCCUGCUGUACAUGCUGCAGUGCAGCCUGGGGCCCGGCUACACGGGGCCGCUGCGGCAGGCCUGGCUCAACAUGUACAGCAUCGUGGUGGCGGCCAUGAGCCGCGGCUGGUCCAAGAACGGCGAGGACGAGGCGGACUGAGGCGGCGGCGGCGGGCGGAGCCGCCUGAUCAAGGUUGCCAUGGUUGCGUCACACGUGGCGGUGAGGCUUUGGUUUACAUAGCGUCGCCGCGGAUGGCGCGGUUACACUUACAACCGCGGGCUUUAUUUUCUUUGCCGCGGCUGUUUAGCGAGCGGGCGAACGCCGCCUGGCGAGGGGCCGGAGCUCGUUGUAUAUAACACACUCGAUAUAUAUCUACGACACGUGGUGAUGUUUGUGAUGUUUCGGUUGACGUUCACUCCACACACGACUGAAACUGUGACGGGCUCCUGUGGCCUUCAGCCGUCAAUCACGUGGCAAGACAAAAGCAAUUCGAAUAUCUCCUGACAAGAACUGUUCCGAUGAUAGCUUUGAUUUCGCGACUGUUACGGCCAUUGCCGCCACUCUCUCUCGCAUCCUCGCGACUGUUACACUCGAUACGACUGUUAGCUCUGACGUUCUCGGUCGACCUCUCUGUUCAGUGGGUGUUCGUGUGGACCUUGUGUAUCUCAGUGUGCUUUCUCAACUGCUUCGUGUUCUGCAGCCACUUCUGUACAUUCGUGGUCUCAAUGCCAAGUAUCCUAGCAACCGUGUGGCCGCGACACCAACUCAACUGUUGAUCCAAGCUGCUGAUUUGAAUCGCUUUACAUCCACAAAGUUUAUUUUUGUACUCCCACUCUCUCCGGAUCGACAUGCUUUCAAAGUGGCAGCUGAUUUAUAUUUCCUAAAAAUGAAUAUAGAAAGUAGAGUAUUCUAUCUUGUACUAUCCGUGUCGGUGCCGUGCUUCUGCUGUUUCUUCUCGUCGUUCAUUGCGCUGGACAUCGGUGUGUAGAACGGGUGUGUCACUGUCUACCUCAUCAGUGUUAGCUGCUAGCCAACAGCCACGACGUCACCCAGCUUUCUUUGACCAAAAACUCUCCCUGUACCUUCAAAUAAAGUGAUCUGUCGGUAUGUUUUGCUUGUUCUUGCGCGGGUCUCUGGUUAGCUUUGUGAUGCUAACUCAGUUAGCAUCAGAAUGGUCUUCAGGCUUAUCCUUACAGAAGGGUAUAUAUGACCAUUUCAUCAUUUCAU
Messenger RNA from Synchiropus splendidus (mandarinfish), 1907 nucleotides. It is a transcript of the gene ngb, whose product is annotated as neuroglobin. The coding region runs from base 366 to 839 and encodes 157 amino acids. Gene Ontology annotation, molecular function: heme binding; oxygen binding. The transcript has 4 exons. The record is from RefSeq and is a predicted model, not a curated record. Lineage: Eukaryota; Metazoa; Chordata; Actinopteri; Syngnathiformes; Callionymidae.